GACCGUGGAUAGACAUACCGCGUGAAAUAAUACCUUCCGCCAUCCUUCAGGUCUUUCUCCCAGUCGUCUGAUUCCUUGACCUGUAAUCCACAGUCUCUAGUCUGACGCAAGGAACUUUUGACUUGGAGACUCACUCUGAGAAAGCCAGCUUUCUCUAAACGGACAGUGGCCUGUUGAACUGCAUGAAAGGGUGUUGGAGAUGCAUUAACAAAGCUGAGAAACCUAUUGGCUGCCUCAGGGCCGGUAUUGCGAAUCAUCAUGGUUUGAAGAGAACGACAGGAGAGGCGCGUCGCUUUGAAGCCACUGAUGAGAGGGGCUCGCCUGCACACUGCAUGCUGCAACGCGACCAUGGAAGCUCUUUAGCACCCGUGGGAACACCGAAAAUUCUGCAAAGUCUGGCUCUGAUUGGCUGCUGAAGCGCUGAAGCGUCUGCAUCCCUUUCUCUGCGUACCACCAUGGUCCAAAGCUACUUAAGACACGGCCCUACAGAGGCCUUCGGUCUCAUUUGUAGCGCGUCUUCAAAUUCGUACUAUGACGGUAAACUCGCCUACGUGCCUGCUUUGGAAGAUGUCUUGGUCUGGGACGUGAAGAAGGGACAAAUGUUGUCCAUGUGGCACGAAACAGGUCACCGAGCUGAAGUAACUUGCAUUGCUCGUUCACCACAGAAGGAUACCUUUGCUGUUGGUUAUGCGGAUGGCUCUGUCAGGCUCUGGAGUGCAUCAUCAUCUUCUGUCAUUGCGACAUUCAAUGGCCACAAAAAGUCUAUUUCUGCGCUUGCUUUCGAUCAAGCAGGCGCAAGACUCGCUUCAGGAUCUCAGGACACUGACUUGAUUUUAUGGGAUGUGGUUGCUGAAGCUGGUCUAUUCCGAUUACGUGGUCACCGAGACCAGAUUACUGCAAUCCAAUUUAUUGAAGUAGUAUCUUCUUCGGCUCCUUCGACGUCAACCGGUUCCUCUACUGGUUUCCUCAUCACAUCAUCUAAAGAUACCUUCCUGAAGCUAUGGGACCUAUCCACUCAACAUUGUGUGCAAACUGUGGUUGCGCAUAGGUCAGAAAUUUGGACGUUGGCUGUUGACCCAGAUCAGACACUUGUAUUCACCGGAAGUGGUGAAGGUGAAAUGAAAGCUUGGAAGUUGGACCAUGACGUUAUGGCUUCCGGGUUGCACGAGACUGAGUCUGGCGAGGUGUCCAAAAUGAUACACCCAAUCACGACACUUCCGCUGUCUUCUCGCCACCGCGUCUCCCAAAUUACCUUCCAUCCCACUAAACCUUACCUCGCUGUCCAAUCUCAUGACCGCUCGGUCGAGAUCUUUAGGAUACGUACGGAAGAGGAAGCCCGUAAGAAGCUAGCUAGGCGCAAAAAGAGAGCCAAGGAAAAGAAGGAGCAAGCUAAAACCAAAGGAAAGAACAAAAGUCAGGAAGAAGAUAACGUCGAUGAGCAGGAUGAGGAAUCCGAUGAGAUCAAAUUGGUUGACUUGUUCACGCCAUAUGUCGUUGCUCGUGCCAGUGGCAAAAUUAGGUCCUUCGACUUCGCUGAUGAGGAACACGGCGGCAAGGGGAAUGUACAGCUGUUCAUGGCUCUCUCUACCAAUGCUCUCGAGGUGUAUAAUAUACCCCCACCAGCCAAGUCGAAGGAUGAAACUCCGGAAGCCAACCGUGUUCUCUCUGUAGAUCUUCCUGGUCAUAGAUCGGACGUCCGGACACUUUGUUUAAGCUCGGACGACAUUCUUUUGGCGUCAGCAUCUAAUGGCUCCCUGAAAGUGUGGAACAUGAAAACUACAGCGUGCAUACGGACAAUGGAAUGCAGCUUUCCGAUAUGUAGUACAUUCCUCCCCGGUGACAGACAAAUUGCCGUGGGUACCAAGGAUGGGGAAAUCCUGAUAUACGACGUUGCUUCAUCUACGCUCGUCGAGACGAUCAAAGCACAUGAAUCAACUGUGUGGUCGAUUCACGUCCGAGCGGACGGACAGGCUCUGGUCAGUGGUAGUGCGGACAAGGAUGUCAAAUUCUGGGAGCUGGAACAGAAGGCAGCCGACAGUGAGAACCCUCAUGCCGCCAGAUUACUCACAUUGGUCCAUGUCCGAACGUUGAAGAUGACCGACGACGUUCUUUCCGUACGGUACAGCCCUAAUGGAAAGCUUCUCGCGGUUGCGUUGCUCGAUUCUACCGUCAAAGUCUUCUAUCAAGAUACGUUGAAGUUCUUCCUCUCGCUGUACGGUCAUAAGCUUCCUGUCCUCUCCAUGGACAUUUCAGCCGACUCCAAGCUCAUUGUCACAUGUUCUGCGGACAAGAACGUGAAGAUCUGGGGUCUCGACUUCGGUGACUGCCACAGGUCGAUAUUCGCCCAUGACGAGAGCGUCAUGCAAGUGGCUUUCGAGAAGAAUGACGUUCGGGAAUUGGGAGCCAAGCCUACACAUUAUUUCUGGACAGUGGGCAAGGAUAAACUACUGAAGUACUGGGACGGCGAUAAGUUCGAGAACAUCCAAAAGCUAGACGGACACCAUGGCGAGAUCUGGGCCUUGGCUGUCAGUAAUGCUGGCAAGUUCGUAGUCACAGGUUCACACGACAAGUCCAUCCGUGUUUGGGAGAAACUGGAUGAACCACUUUUCCUUGAAGAAGAACGUGAACACGAACUCGAGCAACUGUACGAAACCGGCAUUGCAGAUGCCAUGAAUCGUCCCGAAGCAGCCAUCGGUAGCGGUGUAGACGGCGCACAACCUACGGACGCCAACGCGGCUGAAGUUGGCGCGGUCACAAAGCAGACUACCGAAACCCUAAUGGCUGGUGAACGUAUCAUUGAAGCUUUGGAUCUCGCCGAGGGUGAACUUGAGACGUUCCGCGAAUAUGAAGAGAUGAAGACCAAGGGUGGUUUGGGCGAACAGAUCGCGCCUCCACCGAGGAACCCCGUGUUGGCUGCUUACGAUGUUGAACCGGAGCAGUAUGUGCUUAUGGUUGUCGAGAGGAUCAGCGGGACUGCUCUUUACGAUGCACUUCUGGUGUUGCCUUUUGGCAAAGUCCUGGUAUUCAUGAAGUUUCUGAACUAUUGGGCACAGAAGGAGUGGAACUUGGUCUUGACAUCCCGUAUUAUCUUCUUCCUACUGAAGACGCAUCACCACCAAAUCGUCGCCAAUCGCGUCAUGCGUACCGCACUCAUCCCUCUUCGCAAACAUCUUCGUGACGCUCUUCGUAAGCAGAAAGAUACCCUCACUUACAAUCUCGCCGCACUCCGAUAUAUCAAGAGGCAGAGUGACGCUCAACUUACAGCGGAGUUCUUCGAGGAGGAGAUGGACGAGGACAAAAUCAGAGAACGUAUUGCAGAAGGCAAGAAGCGGAAACGAGUCAACAUCAAGGCAUAGAAUCCAGUCCCAGAUCUAGAGUCUGAUUGAAAAGUACAGUAUGCUACAUUUCCAGUGGUAAUACAGUGGGUAUGCGUCCAUAGUCCGUGGUGCGCCCGUCAAAGAGAUGUGGUAUAUAGUACGUACAGUACGUGCGUGGUUCCGGCCAUGCACUUGUGAGUGCCUCAAGCUUUUGGUCCCCACAGGUUCUCUAGCCUGUGGGU
Molecule: messenger RNA, 3559 nt
Organism: Somion occarium
Lineage: Eukaryota; Fungi; Basidiomycota; Agaricomycetes; Polyporales; Cerrenaceae
Source: the annotation of a GenBank genome assembly